This is a messenger RNA of Ficedula albicollis (Collared flycatcher), 3162 nucleotides long. RefSeq names its product E2F transcription factor 6 (gene E2F6). Lineage: Eukaryota; Metazoa; Chordata; Aves; Passeriformes; Muscicapidae. Bases 76 to 798 code for a protein of 240 amino acids. The record is from RefSeq and is a predicted model, not a curated record. Gene Ontology annotation, molecular function: RNA polymerase II cis-regulatory region sequence-specific DNA binding; DNA-binding transcription factor activity, RNA polymerase II-specific; protein dimerization activity. Gene Ontology annotation, biological process: regulation of transcription by RNA polymerase II. Gene Ontology annotation, cellular component: RNA polymerase II transcription regulator complex. The transcript has 7 exons.
GGGGUGGCCAGCCCCGGCAAUUGGGAGCGCCUGAGGCCGCUGCAGCCGGACACGCUGCGUGUGAGUGAGGCACCAAUGAUCAACCUGAAUGGGCAGGAGGGGACACAGCUUGUGAAAAAAACUUCAGCAGGCAAAAGGCCUCGAUUUGAUGCAUCCUUGGUGCUUUUGACACGAAAAUUUAUGGCUCUUCUCAAAAAAGCUCCAAAUGGUGUCCUUGAUUUAAAUGAAGUUGCAACAACACUUGGAGUACGAAAACGAAGAGUAUAUGACAUCACCAAUGUGUUGGAUGGAAUCGACUUGAUUCAGAAAAGAUCUAAGAAUCUUAUCCAGUGGAUAGGUAACAAUCUUGACCAAGUUGUUGGAAAAGCACCAGAGCAGCAAAACCUUAAAGAUGAACUUUCUGACUUAUCAGCCAUGGAAGAAGCUCUGGAUGAAUUAAUCAAGGAUUGUGCUCAUCAGAUAUUUGAACUAACAGAUGACAAAGAAAAUGCAAAACUAGCUUAUGUGACAUACCAAGAUAUCCGAAGCAUUCAGGCAUUUCAGGAACAGAUUGUGAUCGCAAUCAAAGCUCCAGAGGAAACCAAAUUGGAAAUACCAGUUCCUAAAGAUGAUCACAUAGAAGUACAUGUGAAGAGCACAAAAGGACCCAUUGACGUGUAUCUAUGUGAGGUGGAAAAAGACAAGCCAGAUGCCAAAACUUAUGAAGAUACAGUCACUAGUGAAACUGAGACAUCAUUUUAUCCCGAUGAAGUGAGAUCUCCGAUGGAAGAGAAAAAACCAUUUGAGAUGCCAGAUUAAUUACAACCCAAAAAUCUAAUACAGAAUGUAAAUAUCUGUGUUAUACAGCUUUUCCAUAGCUGCUUGGAUCUGCAAACUUAGGAACCUGAAAUUUCCAAAGUGUUUUCAAAAGCCAGCAGUGGAUUGGUUGAGUGCUUUCACAGGAUUGCUUAUCUUCCCAAGUCAAAAGACAACAGUUUCUGGAGUUGAAUUUAGGAGCUUUCUCUUAAUUGCAUGUGAUCUACAGAACUUUGGGAAAACAGCAUUUUUACCUUAUAAUUUUAAUUGAGAGAAAACAUAGAUAAUCAAUGACUUCCAAAAAGGAAGGUUGGAGAACUAUUUCUGGAACUGUCCACAGUCUGUUAUGAGAAUGUAUAAAAUGAAGAAAUGCACUUUCUAGUUCUGAGGCUGCACUACUAAGCAGGAUUGUCAAAUAUGAGUAUAACAAAGAACUGGUGUAUUGGAAGCCUUUGCUAUAAAGAACAAGAUGUAAAUAUCCUGAGAGUUAUGCCUUACAUUGUGUAGGUGCUGUUUGCAUCCAGCUCUACAUGAACUAUGGUAUCAAUACUGAAGUGAAAUAACUGGGCUUUGUGUACAUAUUUGUAUCAUUACUAGGUAGUUACUGAUGUACAUUUAUUGAGAUGGUUUUCAUUUCUGCCUUUGUACAGCAAAGAAAUAAAUUAAGCUUACCAAAAUAAGAAAUAGUUUAAUGAAAUAUGUUGGGUUGCCUUUGCUGCAAUUUACAGAGAAACUACAAACAUCUUAAAGUAUGUGAAAAUUUAAAAUCUGUUUUCAUGGUGCUGUCAGAUAACACUUCAAUCUGGAUCUUGUGAUGCCACAGUACUGUAGCAAUUUUCAGAAGAAUGAUCAGUAAGUACUUAAAUUGGUCCCUUCCAGUUUCUGGAGUUUACAUACAGCAGAGCUUUAGCUGAGUAUCAUGAUGUUUUUGUGGCUCAGCUUGCAAAAAUAUGUAAAAUACUUUAGGACUACGUCUGUAUUAUCCAUCUCUCUAUCCAUAAAACAGAGCUGUGGAACUUGGAUACUGGACUUUCCAAGGGAGUGGACUGUCACUGUACAAAUGCAAUUCUUGGGCUCGCUUCAUCCCAGUAUCAAACUGUACACCAGAGGUUUCUGUAGGGGUGGGUUGGCAGGUUCAGUUUUAAAUGGGAAGUCCAAGUCUUUGUUUUCCUGAUCACACCGUAUUGACAACUAUACAUCUACUCACAAGUGAGAACAUCAAAGCUAAUUAACCCCUGAAUGUUCUAGCCAGCAACUCUACAGCUAUUUUAGACAGAUGCAGUGAAAUUAAAUGCCCUGUGUUCUACAAUGCAAAUAAGGUGGCACAGGUGACACUGAUGAGCGUACAUAUACCUAAAUAUAGAUUGAGAGUUAAUUCAGUUUUUCACAAGGUUCUGUAAAAUGCAUAGUAGUAUACUAUGCAAACUGGGUAAAAAAUGCCAAGUGUAAGCUUGUGUCAGAAAGUAAUCUUGAAUUUUUAUGUAUGUCCUACCAACUUCUGGCUCCAGAACACAGGACUUCAAUAUAGGAUGCUGUUUUUCUGUCUAUGAAAUUCAAACUACAGGCUGAGCUGUAAUAAUUAUAAAUGAAAUCAGUGACAGCACAGUUAAUACAUAGAACAUGGUAAAAAUAAGGAAGGUGCUCCUCCAGUGAAGCCGGGAGUGAGGAUUAAAACCAAGAAAGCUUUUUUUUUUGCACAGGAAGAUUUCCUUCAGUGACUGGUUUCUUUUCAGAUGGCAAACUCUCUAUUUGAUGUUUUACACUGCUGUUCUGUUUUGGUGGGUGGGGAGGUCUGCAAAAGAGAAGCAUUGUUUCCUCCUACACUAAUGCAACAACUCAGGAGAAUGUUUACCAUAAAAUGUGUAAAAAAUUCCAACACUUACAGCUAAUUCUGAAUGCUGUUUGUUGGGGUGGGUUUUUGUUACAUGAUCAUAAAAUCCUAGAAUGGUUAGGGUUGGAAGAGACCUUAAAGAUCACGUAGUUCCAACGCCCGCCUUUGGGCAGGGACACCUUCCCUUACAUCACAGAAUUAUUAAGGUUGGAAAGGCCCCCAAGAUCAUCAGCUCCAACCUUUGACCAAGCACCACACUGUCAACUAGACCGUGGAACUGAGUGUCAGAUCCAGUUGUUCUUUGAACUCCCCCCGGAGUGGUGACUCCACCACCUCCCUGGGCAGCCUAUUCCUGUGCUUCACAGUUCUUUCAGUGAAGAAAUUCUUCCUGAUGUCCAGCCUGAAUUUCCUCUGGUGCAGCUUUCCUCAUUUCCUCAUUGCCAUUUCCUCGUAUCGUGGUUGCUCACAGCCCCAUCCAGCCUAGUCUUGAAUACUUCCAGAGAUAAGGCAUCCACAGCUUCUCUUGGCAACCUGUC